This is a messenger RNA of Prorocentrum cordatum, 657 nucleotides long. NCBI's taxonomy places the organism in Eukaryota, Dinophyceae, Prorocentrales, Prorocentraceae. The record is from the annotation of a GenBank genome assembly.
AUGCAGACGAAGUGCGCUUGCGUUGGCGCCGGCAUCGGUUGCCCUUGCUCUGCUAGCCAAGCCGCGCGCGAGAGGCGCCGCAACGUCAGGCGCAAGGGCUUAGCCCUCGGCUCCCAGGACGUGAUCGCGAGGACCGAGGGGGCCAUCAAGCAGAAGCUCUUCGCGGUGCGCUACGCCCACCUGGUGGCCGGCUACUCGGAUCCCUUGCUCCACAGGGGUCGCCUCUGGAGCACGCUGGCAGGGCUGAAACGCUGGCAGGGGCCCGAGACCAAGCGGAAGAAGCCCGUCACGCCAGCCAUGCUCGAAUGGCCCCGCGGCUUUCUCCAGCAGGAAGCCAAGCUCCCCGAGGAGGAUGCAGUGGUCAUCUGGGCGGCCGUUGUGACAGCGUUCUUCUUCCUCCUGAGGGCUUCAGAGUACCUCCUCCAGGGCGGGAGCUCGUGGUCCUUCGAGCGCGUGCUGCACGGGGAGGACGUGGGGCCCAGGAAGGAAGGGAAGCGAGUGGCCAGCUUCCAGGACGCCGACGAGAUGGUGAUCUACAUCAAGGGCAGCAAGACGGACCAGCUCAACGUCGGGACGGUGAGGAACCACUACCGCGCCGGCACGACGCUCUGCCCGAUCACGGCGAUGGAGCGGCUCCAGGCCCCCGACAUGGCCUAG